This is a messenger RNA of Plodia interpunctella (Indianmeal moth), 2652 nucleotides long. RefSeq lists its product as uncharacterized. Gene Ontology annotation, molecular function: mRNA binding. The transcript has 11 exons. The record is from RefSeq and is a predicted model, not a curated record. Lineage: Eukaryota; Metazoa; Arthropoda; Insecta; Lepidoptera; Pyralidae. The coding region runs from base 236 to 2506 and encodes 756 amino acids. Gene Ontology annotation, cellular component: nucleolus.
AACUAUAUGUAUUUUAUGAUUGAAUACUAUCUAGCAUGGUAGGCAGAAGUCGAAUUUUUAGAAAAUAAAAUAUAAAUAUUUUUAAUUUAGUACAUACAUACUUUAUGAAAUCGUAAUAUUAUUAUAGUAUCAAAUACUAAGUGCAUAAAAAAAUUGAGCACCUACUGAAGCGCUUUUCGAACAUUUGAGGUUAUAUUUUCCAUAAUCCACAUCCUGCUCCACAUGUGUUGAUGCAAUGGCUCCAGACAGUAUGGAGGUAGACUCAGAUAAUACAAAAUAUAAAGAUGGAGUCAAUAGAAACGCUCGAUUGAUUGUGAGGAACAUAUCCUUUAAAGCUACAGAGGAAUCAUUGAAGAAGCAUUUUAGUCAGUAUGGGACUAUUGAAGAAGUUAAAUUGUUGCGAAAGCCUGAUGGGAAGCUAGUGGGAUGCGGGUUCAUUCAUUACACACAUGUACCAAUGGCAAAUAAAGCCAUAGCUGCUACUAACAAGAAGCCGUUUUUGGAUCGUCCAAUCCAUGUCUCAUGGGCUGUCCCAAAGCAUAAGUACACAGAGCAAGAAGGCCAACAUGCGCCAGAGAAGGAACAAAAGAGAUUUGAUAGUGCCUCUGAUGAGAAGGAGAGUAUCAAAAAUGAAGAAAACAUUAACUUCAAACCAGCAAAAGAUGAUAAAAAUAAAGUGAGAAUCAACCGUAACGCCCGUCUCAUCAUACGUAAUGUGUCUUUCAAAGCAACGGAAGAAUCUCUGAGAGAGCAUUUUGAACCUUAUGGCACAGUAUUAGAGGUGAAAUUGCUGAAAAAACCGGACGGGAAAUUGGUUGGGUGUGCUUUUGUGCAUUUCAAGAAUGUACCAAUGGCAAAGAAGGCUCUUUUGAGUACUAAUAUGAAGCCAUAUUUAGGGCGUCCCAUAUCAGUGGAUUGGGCGGUGGCCAAAGACAAGUACAUGCAGCACAUUGUGAACCAGCAGGUGGAUAUGCAGGACGCGGUCAAGAAGGAGGAGUCUGACAGCGAUGACGAUGACACCAAGCCUAUAAACUUGUCUGGGGAGCUUAAACAGGAGAUCAAAAGUGAAUCGGAUAAUUCCGAUAAAGAAGGAAGUGAUUCUGAAAGCGAACGCUCCGGAGAGGAAAGUGAUGAUGAAGAGGAGGAAGACGAUGAUGAUGAGCAAGACAUUGAUGAUGAUGAACAAGACAGACUUAGUGAGACCAGCGCACAGCCAGCCAGGCAACGUAUAAAGCUGAACGACGCCGAGGACGGCUGCACGGUGUUCCUCACCAACGUCCCGUUCUCGGUGGACCACGACCAGCUCAGGCUGUUCGCGGAGAGUGUCGCGCCCGUCAAGUAUGCGUUGGUCUGUGUCGACAGAAUGACUGAACAUUCCAAAGGAUCCGGAUUUGUCAAGUUCACUAGCAAAGAAGAUGCAGAUAAGUUUCUCAGUCUUCCUCAAGACCAGCUGCGCUUGGAAGGUCAAGUGCUGGUGGUGAAGCCGGCCUUGAAGAGGGAAAACCUCUCGAAGGAUAACAAGAAACAACCUAAGGAUAACAGAAAUCUUUAUCUGGUUAAGGAAGGAGUGGUGGUGGCGGGCACUAAGGCGGCCGAGGGCGUGUCGACGUCGGACAUGGCCCGGCGACUGGCGCUGGAGCGCAGCAAGACGCAGAUGUUGAAGAACCUCAAUAGAUUCGUGUCCCGCUACCGAUUGGUUGUGUCCAACCUGCCAGCCAACUACGACGACAGUUCGCUGCGGAACAUCUGUGUGUCGGCCGCGGGGCGCAGCGCCGCCGUCACCGAGGCCCGCGUUAUGAGGGACCUCAGGGCCGCGCCCGACAGGAACGGGAAACAUCCAUCAAAAGGCUUCGGUUUCGUGAUGUUCACGCGACACGAAGACGCGCUCGCGUGUUUGAGGAAACUCAACAACAAUCCGGACGUGUUCGACAAGAAUAACAGGCCAAUCGUAUCCUUCUCCAUAGAAGACAGAACCGCCCUCAACGCGAGGAAGAAACGUCUCGAAAAGUCUAUCGCCAACAACCCACUUGCCAAAAAAGAGGUUCCCGACAAGCAAGAUAACCAAGCAGAAGGAAACAAGAGAAUUAGGAACAGAAAGAGAAAGCAGCAGUCGACACCGGAUGAAAGCUACGUCAAAAAGCGGAAAUUUGACAAAAACAAUGAUAGUUCAUUACAAAAAAAUAAGUUCCAAAGUAAUAAUGAGCAAAAGCAAAAUGUUAUAGGGCAGUUUGUGAGAAGGCCGGUAGAUGAUGAAUACACAGGUUUGACAGCGAAAGAGGGUAGUCAGCAUAAAAUGAGGAGUAAUUUCAAAAUGCGCGCCCAAGCUGACGUGCACAGACAAAAUGUCAAAAUGGAGAAGAAGAAGAGUUGGCGCGCGCAGAAAAUGAAGAAGGCAAUGAGGGAAAGAGUGAAGCAGCCGAAACAGAAGGUGAAUAAGGACGGAGGGAAGAAAAGGAGGAAGAAGGCUCCACAUCAUAAGACUGGAACGAGGAAUAAUAUACACUAACUUGCUUUUGCCCGAGAGUUCGCAGGGGAAUUAUUAUAAUUGUUUAAGUCGACGUUUUUUAAUUAAAGACUCGCGCACAUGUUAAAAAUAACUAUGUGUAAAUGCACAUCUUUUUGUUAAUAAUAAAAGCAAAUGUAAAAAAUACA